Molecule: messenger RNA, 975 nt
Organism: Betta splendens (Siamese fighting fish)
Lineage: Eukaryota; Metazoa; Chordata; Actinopteri; Anabantiformes; Osphronemidae
Gene: ciao2b
Product: cytosolic iron-sulfur assembly component 2B
Exons: 5
Coding region: 115-594 (159 amino acids)
Biological process (GO): iron-sulfur cluster assembly
Cellular component (GO): cytosolic [4Fe-4S] assembly targeting complex
Source: RefSeq, a predicted model, not a curated record
CCCUAUCGCUUCCCGUUGUUUCCGGAAGUGGUCGCGACGCCGCUGCUCGUGCGCAGCUUUCCUGCUUUCAAAGUGCACAUUUGCCGUUUAACGCGGACAGGUUCUGGUGCGAACAUGUCGGCAGGAAGCCGCCUGGAGAACGCGAACCCCGUGAUCUUCCAGCGCUCCGGGGAGAGGCUGCUGACGGCGUCCGAGGAGGACGAGGACGUCCACGACCCCAUCGACGACAGGGAAAUAUUCGAUCUGAUCAGAUCCAUCAACGACCCAGAGCACCCUCUGUCUCUAGAGGAACUCAAUGUUGUGGAGCAAGUCAGAGUCAAGGUUAAUGAUGCAGAGAGCACAGUGAGUGUUGAGUUCACCCCCACCAUCCCUCACUGCAGCAUGGCCACACUCAUCGGCCUGUCUAUCAAGGUGAAGCUGCUGCGUGCUCUGCCAGACAGGUUUAAAACUGACGUCCACAUCACGCCGGGGACUCAUGCCUCAGAAGAAGCAGUGAACAAACAGCUGGCAGACAAAGAGAGAGUGGCAGCAGCUCUUGAGAACUCCUCACUACUAGAGGUGGUCAACCAGUGCCUGUCCACAAGGAAGAUAUGAGCAAACUGUGCAUUAUACAGUUUUUUCGUUUUUCUAGGAGCAAAGCACAAGAAAAUGGAUUUCUGGAAUGUGCUGCCUAAGGAGAUUAGUAUGUGUACUCAUAACAUAAUGUGCUCAUUACAGAUAUGUUUAUGUUUAGAUAAAGCAGCCAUUCCAUCUGUACAUUUUGGUGCAUUGGCAUAAAUCAAUUGACAAAUUAUCCUGUUCUGUUUUGGAACAUACACAGUGAAGAAUGUUUUGAACCACCUGUAUAUAACUGCUUUAAAUGUUUUUUAAGUUAACUUGCUAAUGAAGUUGAAUGUAAUCAACAUACAUUAUUUGUGUGUCUGUGUUUUCAAAGCUAAUGUAUCACCCGUGAAAUAAAAUAUAAUUUCCACCAUG